AUGGUUGAGUUUUACACAGAGAAAAAGAUCAGCGUUCCUGAGGGUUGCAACGUAACCAUCAAGGACAAGGUGCUCUCCAUAGAAUGCAAUGGAAAAAGAGUAACACGUAAUUUUUCGCACCUUGUUCUGAUCAUGGAUGUCCAUGAGGGUCACAUAAGGUUGAGACUCUGGAACGCAAGGCGCCAGGAGAGAAGCAAGCUGAUCACAUGUGCUUCGCAUAUUAAAAAUAUGAUAUUGGGUGUCACCAAAGGCUAUGAGUACGUGCUUAAGGCGGCGUAUGUGCACUUUCCUAUAUCAUUUGAUAUCGUAGACAACGGCAAAAAAUUGGUGGUCAAAAACUAUUUAGGCGAGAAGAGCAGCAGACACUUCAACAUGCGGGGAGACUCUGUUGCGUGCCUGGGAACAGACAAGGACACUGUUGUGAUUUCUGGCACAUGCAUCGAGGAUGUUUCGCAAUCUGCUGGUAGUGUUCAGGAUAAUUGCCGGCCGAAGAAUUUUGACAGUCGAAAGUUCAUGGAUGGCAUUUACAUAUCCAGGAGGAGUGUUGUUGGUGAGUAAUUAAAUUAUUCACGGAUUUUCA
Vavraia culicis subsp. floridensis is the source of this 580-nucleotide messenger RNA. RefSeq lists its product as uncharacterized. The record is from RefSeq and is a predicted model, not a curated record. Gene Ontology annotation, cellular component: ribosome; cytosolic large ribosomal subunit. The coding region runs from base 1 to 558 and encodes 185 amino acids. The transcript has a single exon. Gene Ontology annotation, biological process: cytoplasmic translation. Lineage: Eukaryota; Fungi; Microsporidia; Pleistophoridae. Gene Ontology annotation, molecular function: structural constituent of ribosome; rRNA binding.